AUGACCAAGACAACGAAGGAAGGAAGGAAGGAAGGAAGGAAGGAAGGAAGGAAGGAAGGAAGGAUUAGGUAGGUAGGUAGGUAGGUAGGUAGGUAGGUAGGUAGACUUGUAGGUAGUUAGGUAGGUGUAGGCAGGUAAAUAGGUAGAAAGGUAGACAGGUGGGUAGGUAGGUAGGCAGGCAGGCAAGUAUGUAGGUAGAGAGGUAGGUAGUUAGGUGUAGGCAGGUAAAUAGGUAGAAAGGUAGACAGGUGCCUAGGUAGGUAGGCAGGCAGGCAGGUAGGUAGGUAAUAUAGGUAGGUAGGUAUUCGAAGAAAAAGGAGUGGUGAAUGUAUGUAUGUACCGACGGACGGACAGAUAAACGGAAGAAAGGAAGGGAAGAAGGAUGGAUGGGUGGAUAGUUGGAUGGAUGGAUGGAUGGAUGGAUGGAUGGAUGGAUGGAUGGAUGGAUGGAUGGAUAGAUGUCAUAGAUGCAUGAAUGGAUGGCUGAGUAAAUGUAUUGUAGGAUGGAUAAAUGGAUGGGUGGAGAAGAAAAAAAAAGAACUAACAAACAAACAAGAACUAACAAACAAACAAGAAACAAAA
This is a messenger RNA of Porites evermanni, 582 nucleotides long. Lineage: Eukaryota; Metazoa; Cnidaria; Anthozoa; Scleractinia; Poritidae. The record is from the annotation of a GenBank genome assembly.